UUGGAUCCAAUUGGGUUCCGCUAAAAUAAAAUAAUAGAGUUAGACCAAGUUUUUUCUUUCUAUAAAAAUGUGAAUUCUUAGAUGGGCAUAUCCAUCUCCGAGAAUAGCGAGCCGACCUGUCAUAAUGGAGAACCAAGCUACUGUGUCUGUCCCUGCAGAGCCACAGCAAAAUAUUGAACACCACGUCACAAUUCCUGAUGAUGAGGAGGAGGAAGAUAAUGUAAAUCCCCUAAUAAGAAAGGCCAAACCACUAAAACUGAAUAACGAAGAAGACAAAAGAACUACAAAUGCAUCUGAAAGCAGCUUGGCUAAAGAAGAAGAAGAAGAAGAAACGGAAAAGAUUUCUAGGGCCUUGCAAAGGACGUUGAAAUCACCAUCACUCGGAGCAAAUGCAGCCCUGAAUAUUAAAGAAGAGGCGAGGAAGACGAAAUCAUUUCCUGGCAGCCGGCUGACGGCUGAGAAAGAGAAGGAUGUGGAAGAGAGAAAUAGUAUUCCACUAAGGCGCGACAAGGGAAAAUCAAUAUUGUUACGUGAGGGAAGUGAUCCAAUCCUGACUCAGAAAGAUGAGACAGGCAGUGAAGUAACCUGGUCAUCGGCAAGUCCCAGAACCAGCAGUGCUGCAUCAGAUCAUGAAAUCCAAGAAGAAGCAAAAAAAGAGGAGCCAAAUGCAGGCCAAAUCGGAGAUGAAGAUGAAGCUGAAAUUUGUAGCAGCAUUAAGGUUCGGCUUAAGGGAAGGCUUGGAGAUGAAGAAUUAAGACAAGAUGGGGCAGGGACAAGUACUUCUAUUAGAAAUAGCACAUCUCCGUGCAUCUUUCGGGUUCCACAUAAACUUGCUGGAGUCAAUCAGAAUGCCUGUCAGCCUGAGCUUGUAUCAGUCGGCCCUUAUCACAAGGGAAAGCCUCAUCUGCACGAAUGGGAAGAGCACAAGCUUUACUUUCUUACCAGGUACCUUUUGCGAUCUCCACCUGAAGCGUCUUCAUCUUCAAACAGUUACGAUUCCCUUUUAAAACUCCGUGUUCAUAAAAUAGGCAGAUUAGAAAAAGAAGCAAGAGAAAGCUAUUUAGGUUUUCAGAACAUGUCAAGUCAUGAUUUUAUCGAAAUGAUUCUAGUGGAUGGUUGCUUUGUGGUUGAGCUCCUCUACCAUCUUAACCAUAAUGGGGAUGUGAUUGACAAAGAUGAUCCCAUCUUCACAAGGCCAGAGCUGAUCCCAAUUCUUAUUAGGGACCUUCUCAAACUUGAGAACCAAAUCCCUUAUUUUAUCCUCGAGUUAUUGUUUGAUCCAGAAUUGUACCCUCACGAAGAAUUAAAACAACCCUUUCAUUUACUUGCCUUAGAAGUCUUUAAUCUUGUCUUUGAGAGACCCUUGGAAGUCCUUAAAACAUUCGAGAACCAUGAAAGCAAGCAUUUACUUGAUCUAUUUCGCUUUAGUCUCCUACCUUCAAAGCAAGCCAGUGCUACUUACAGCAAUAACUUUUUCUUCCUCAACUCGAAGUUAGGUAGCUUAUUUUACAGUCAAUCGUCGGACCCGUCAAUUCAAUCCGUGGCACGUCUCAGACCAUCGGGAAUCGAGUUUAAGUCCAAGAAGACCAUGACUUUCUUAGAUAUCACUUUCCGGGACAAUGUAUUGGAAAUUCCCUCCAUCACUGUUGAUGAAUUCACCAGCACUGUUCUUAUAAAUUGUGUUGCUUUAGAACAAACUAUGGGAAAUACGUCUAUGUACUUCACAGACUACGUUUUCUUCAUGGGUUGUCUUGUUAACCAGCCAAGAGAUGCAGCAUUUCUGUGUUCUGACGGAAUCAUCACCAAAUAUUCUCAAGAUGAUAAAUAUGUCGCCGAUCUUUUCAACGGCCUUGCACAAAAAGUUGGCUCCAUUAGCAGGGAUUCUUAUCUCUCUAAGCAAGCAAUAAGCGUCGAGUCGUAUUUCUCUAGUCCUUCUGCAGUCAUGAGGCGCAAAUACAACAGUGAUCCAUUGUCAUUCCUCUCUUUCUAUGCUCUCCUCAUCCUAAUUCUUACUCUGAUACAAACCUUUAUCGCUAUCUUAAGUUACAAGCCCGGUAAAGAUCGCUAAUGAAAACAUAUGUCAGAUUGGAGUCAGAACUAUUUAGUAUGCUUCCUUCCAUAUGACUGUCAGGUGCGUGCUGCUGGUAUCAAGUUGUUCAUGUUAUCGUGUCAGGUACGAAAAAGGCCAUAUGGUGUUAAUACGUUAGUUUCUCUCCAAAAACCAAAUUAAUCUUGGGCUGCCGCAACCGGUCCUCACCGUUGACGGCAGCCCCACCAUAGUCACAAUACCACUUUCUUCUCUCUAUUCCUUCUUUUCUUCUCUUCUCUUUCUCUAUUUUUCCUUUUUGAAUGUGGAAAAGGGUGUUUGCUAUGGAUCACGGUCACUGUUGGUUCCUGGUGAGACAUUGCUGCUGCCGUAAUUAGCAUCGGUGUGCUGUUUCGAUGCUGCUACUGUCGCUCAGGUCAUCUCCAUUGUUGACCACGGGUGGUCGUGCUUGUUGCCCGCUGCCUACCUACCAUUUUCCCUCUAUUUUAAUCUUCUCCUAUGCUUCAUAAGAUAAGCUUGUCUGGUUUUCAUGUGGGUUCUCUUAUACUUAAUAAGAUAAGCUUGUUUGGUUUUCAUGUAUUUUUGUCGUUGAUUUUGUCAGUGUCCUGAAAUUUCUUAAUCAGUAAUUUUGUCUUAGAAACGUUUGACUCGGCCUUUUCGAAUGUCAAAAUCGAUUCCGGUUAUUUUCUCAUGAAUUCAUUCUGGUUAAUUUUUUU
Ricinus communis (castor bean) is the source of this 2763-nucleotide messenger RNA. Its product is annotated as UPF0481 protein At3g47200. Bases 125 to 2068 code for a protein of 647 amino acids. The transcript has 2 exons. The record is from RefSeq and is a predicted model, not a curated record. NCBI's taxonomy places the organism in Eukaryota, Viridiplantae, Streptophyta, Magnoliopsida, Malpighiales, Euphorbiaceae.